GCACAAACCAAAACAAUGCACGAAGCAAAUGCACACAAAGCGCGUAUAACGCAAAUUGAGGAAUUUAUUAACGAUGUGCUUAAGGAGGAUCUUAAGCAGCUGGAGCACCACCUCAAUCAGUUCAACGAGGAGAUCAUGGAAUUUGUACAAUUAAAGAACACACUGCAAACCUUUGGCGACCACAUGCCGGAUGGCUACAAAACGCAACUUAACAUUGGCAGCAACAUUUUCAUGCAGGCGCGCGUCAAGCAAAUGGACAAAAUACUUGUCAAUGUGGGCAAAGGUGUCUAUCUGGAAAUGAGCAUGGAGGAGGCGAUACACUACAGUGAUGUGCGCAUCAAGAUUCUCACCAAACAGGCGGACGUGGUUCGCGAUGAGAGCAUUAAGAAGCGCUCCCAAAUCAAGAUGUCCCUGAUAGCGAUCAGUGAGCGGGAGAAACUUCUGCAGCAACUGGACGAAAGAUAGUCAAUUGUGAAUAUCGAACAAUGAUUAGGAUUGGUUGUAUCAGAAAUUGCUUAUUGAUGUAAUACGAUUCUUAAUAGAGUUAAGUGAAUAUGAUUAUUAACUUUUAUUUUUGAUAUUAAUGAAGUUUUCAAUUUGUCCCAUUGAAUAGAAUAAACUAGAAAAAAUGCGAA
Molecule: messenger RNA, 635 nt
Organism: Drosophila grimshawi
Lineage: Eukaryota; Metazoa; Arthropoda; Insecta; Diptera; Drosophilidae
Gene: Uxt
Product: protein UXT
Exons: 1
Coding region: 16-465 (149 amino acids)
Biological process (GO): protein folding; regulation of DNA-templated transcription
Cellular component (GO): cytoplasm; prefoldin complex
Source: RefSeq, a predicted model, not a curated record